CAAGAAAUCGAGAUAUAGACAGAAGGGUAGACGGGCAGGGAAGCCAAUCUACGUUGCGUCUGCUGCGUCUGUCGGCAAUGUCGCUAUCGUUGGUUGUUGUUCUCGUCUGCAGAUAAAGGACACUUUCGUUACUACUCCUCUUUGAAGCUCACUCACCACUAUAUACUACCCUCUCUGGGACCCUGCUUUAAAUCCCAUCAAAUGACAUAUACCCAGAUAUAUAUACUUUUCAUCCGCUGCAGCCUUUAGGCAUAUUUUAUCAGAUAUUAGUGAUCAAGGCCCUCUCCCCUUCCCCCUGAUCAGCUCGGGAUACGCACUGCUUCAAGCAUGGACACACUCCUAACAGCAGACGUGGUGGCAGCCUCUCCCCUCUUCCGGAAAAAGUCUAGCACCUAUGUCGACGCCAUCCAUGAUCUACCAGAGAAGGGCGAGCUUGCCCCCGCUCAGCUCUACAGCACAGAGUCCGGUCGACUCUUCCACUCUGGGCGUAUAGUAAUAAUCACAGUUGGCUUGCCAGCUAGGGGUAAAACACACAUAUCUGUUGCUCUUGCGAGGUACCUGAGAUGGCUCGGUGUGAAGACGCGGAUUUUCCAUCUAGGGGACUAUCGACGAGCAACUGUUGGGCCUGGUCAGGAUGUUCCGGAUGAUUACUUUUUUGUCAACGCAUCCGCCUCGUCCGUCCUCCUCAGGCAAAAAAUCGUGAAAAAGUGUAGAGAAGACAUUUAUCAUUUUCUAAAGCACGAAAAUGGCCAGAUUGCCAUUUACGACGCUGUGAAUCCAAUUGCUGCUGGUCGUCGAUCGCUAGCUAAGGAAUUCGCCAAGCACGAUAUUGACACACUAUUCAUUGAAUCGCUGUGUGAUGAUGAGAGAAUAAUCGAAGAAAAUGUGCUAAGUGUUAAGAUAUCUUCUCCGGACUACGUCGGCUGGGACCCGAAGGAUGCUGUGAAAGACUAUCUGGCGCGAAUCUCGGCACGGAUACCGCAGUUUCAAACUAUGAAUGAACCGGAACUAAAUUAUAUCAAGGCUGGAACCUCCCGGGACCCAGACUCCUACAAAGCAGACGCACCCCUCUCCGAACAAGGCCUGGACUACGCGCGUAAAAUGACGGAGCGACUGCUGCAGCAUCGCGAAUCAGAGAGGCAGGCGCAGAUUAUUAACCAGGAUGGUGAUGAUACCGAUGCGGAGUUGAAACCACUUAUGGUGUGGACAUCCACUCGGCGCCGGACAGUGGAGACUGCUCAAUUCCUGCUCAAACUGGGCUACAAAGUACGCCAUCGGUCACAAAUGAGCCAGUUGAACCCGGGUGUUUGUGAGAAGAUGUCCGAGAGGAGAAUUCGGAUGGAAUAUCCUGACGAAGUUGCGAAGCAUGAGCUGGAUCCAUAUCAUCAUCGGUACCCGCGGGCCGAGUCGUACCAUGACCUCGCAGUGCGUCUUGAGCCGAUUAUUCUCGAACUUGAACGGGAGCGGAAUGACCUGCUCAUCAUUGCGCAUGAGAGUGUCUUGCGUGUGUUAUAUGGAUAUCUGAUGGCGUGUAAUGCGGCCGACAUUCCGUUUCUGUCAUUUCCGCGCGAUGAGAUUAUUGAGAUCAUCCCAGCAAGCUACAACAACAAGGCAAACCGAAUUCAUAUUCCUGAUCUCCCGCCAGAGAUUAUCCCCGCGUCACCAGAGGGUAUCAAAAUCCCUGUUCCACCGAGUGGAGUUGUAUCACCGAUGCCUGGCUGGUUAGAUGGAUGCGAAAAUAGGAAUAGUACAGUCGAUGGCGGUGGUGCUGAAGGUAGUGGUCUCGGAACCGCAGGGCUGGGCAUCCCGCGUGGAGCCACUCCAUCAGCUGGGUUUAGGCCGUCGCGAGACGGAGAGAAGAUUUUGCAACAUCAUGCGGAGGAUGUUGUUUAGAGUUUAGAGCUUGUUGAUAUGAGUGUCCUUCUUUUGUUAUGAUGAAAGUCAUUGAGUUAUGACAUAUGUCGACCUAUAUUGUGGUCGGCUUUUCCACGCUUUUGUUUUAUGCCUGAUGCCUCAUGCCUGAAGUCUGAUGUCUGACCUGGAUAUUCCUUCUCUUCUCUUCUUUCGUGCUUGGACAGUUUCAACGACUAUCCAACCCUCCGUCGUUUCGUUUCGUUUCAUUUGGAUUGGAUUGGAUUAUAAAAUAGGAAUAAACAAAACAUAGCAAUUCCCUCCUCUUACUCCAACAAAUUGAUAUAAAUUACCUCGCUCGCU
Molecule: messenger RNA, 2214 nt
Organism: Histoplasma capsulatum G186AR
Lineage: Eukaryota; Fungi; Ascomycota; Eurotiomycetes; Onygenales; Ajellomycetaceae
Product: 6-phosphofructo-2-kinase/fructose-2,6-bisphosphatase
Exons: 9
Coding region: 328-1893 (521 amino acids)
Biological process (GO): fructose metabolic process; fructose 2,6-bisphosphate metabolic process
Cellular component (GO): cytosol
Molecular function (GO): ATP binding; 6-phosphofructo-2-kinase activity; fructose-2,6-bisphosphate 2-phosphatase activity
Source: RefSeq, a predicted model, not a curated record